Messenger RNA from Coniophora puteana RWD-64-598 SS2, 758 nucleotides. RefSeq names its product Sm-like ribonucleoprotein. The record is from RefSeq and is a predicted model, not a curated record. Gene Ontology annotation, biological process: spliceosomal snRNP assembly; RNA processing. The coding region runs from base 48 to 425 and encodes 125 amino acids. Gene Ontology annotation, cellular component: spliceosomal tri-snRNP complex; catalytic step 2 spliceosome; precatalytic spliceosome. NCBI's taxonomy places the organism in Eukaryota, Fungi, Basidiomycota, Agaricomycetes, Boletales, Coniophoraceae. The transcript is spliced from 5 exons. Gene Ontology annotation, molecular function: RNA binding.
AACCCUCUGCUCCCCUUGCGUAUCCCCUUCAUCCACACAAACGCACAAUGGCUGGGCUCGGUGUGCCCGUCAAACUUCUCCACGAGUCUCUCGGCCACGUCAUCACCGUCGAGCUCAAGACCGGCCAGCUCUAUCGCGGCAAGCUCGCUGAAGCCGAGGACAACCUCAAUAUCUCUCUCAAAGAUAUCACUGUGACUGCCAGAGACGGCCGUGUGUCGCAGCUUGACCAGGUCUACAUCCGCGGGAGCAUGAUCAGGUUCUUCAUUGUCCCCGACAUGCUGCAAAACGCCCCCAUGUUCAAGCGCGUCGGACCGAACGCGAUGCGUGGACGUGGUAUCGGUACAGCUCGUGGUCGCGCGACCAUCAUGCGCGCAAAUGCCCGUCGUGGUCGUGGUGUGCCUGCGGCCCGUGCCAUCCGACGAUAAAUUUGGAGAGGCCCUCGGUCUCCGUAUUUGCUUUGCUCGAAAUCGAAAUCAGUAGGUACACGUCCUAUCGCAAAAAUAAUGUCCGCCAUAGCAUUACGCAUCAUUCUUGAAACUUAGCUUUGUACCUUGUCCAUGCCCAUCAUCGUUCCGUAGAUGUAGCGAUCGGAUUCCUGAUUCAUUGCAGCUGUCGUAUCAUGCUGGGUCGUGUCCGGCUGGAACCUGGCUGUUUGGGCGCUCGAAGUUAAGAUGAUUAUGCCCCUUCGAAUCUCCGCAUUCUGACUGGGCUUGAAACAACUUUUCACGUUCCGUAUAUGCACAACACGAUGAAACACC